Chionomys nivalis (European snow vole) is the source of this 5168-nucleotide messenger RNA. Its product is annotated as TBC1 domain family member 30. The record is from RefSeq and is a predicted model, not a curated record. Bases 209 to 2506 code for a protein of 765 amino acids. The transcript has 12 exons. Lineage: Eukaryota; Metazoa; Chordata; Mammalia; Rodentia; Cricetidae. Gene Ontology annotation, cellular component: endoplasmic reticulum.
CCGUUUGGGCUCUGCACUGCAGAUGCCAGCCGGUCUCCCGGAGCUCCUGCUGCUUCCGCCGCGUCUCUCUGAUCCUCUAGUCUCCGGAGCUCCAGCUGCGCGUUUGCAGCUUGCCACGGAGCCUCGCCGGCUUGGACUCUCUUGAGUCCCGCGUGCGGAGUCGUUCAGGCGCAGCAGCGAGGACCCGGGAGGCCGACGGUGCUCUCGGAUGCGGCAGGACAAGCUGACCAGCUCCCUGCGUCGCGGCGGGCGAUGCCAGAAGCGCCAGGGCGGCGGCGGUGGUGGCGUGGGCACCAUCCUGAGCAAUGUGCUCAAGAAGCGCAGCUGCAUCUCACGAACCGCGCCCCGGUUGCUGUGCACCUUGGAGCCGGGAGCUGACACAAAAUUGAAGUUCACACUUGAGCCAUCUUUAGGCCAAAAUGGGUUUCAGCAGUGGUAUGAUGCUCUCAAGGCAGUUGCCAGACUGUCAACAGGGAUCCCAAAGGAGUGGAGGAGAAAGGUCUGGCUGACCUUGGCAGAUCAUUAUCUGCACAGUAUUGCCAUCGACUGGGACAAAACCUUGCGCUUCACUUUCAAUGAGAGAAGCAAUCCCGAUGAUGACUCAAUGGGGAUCCAGAUCGUCAAGGAUCUACACCGCACAGGCUGUAGCUCCUACUGCGGCCAGGAGGCCGAGCAGGACAGGGUGGUCCUGAAGCGGGUGCUGCUGGCAUACGCCCGGUGGAACAAGAAUGUCGGGUACUGCCAAGGCUUCAACAUCCUAGCUGCUCUGAUUCUGGAAGUGAUGGAGGGCAAUGAGGGGGAUGCCCUGAAAAUUAUGAUUUACCUGAUUGACAAGGUACUUCCCGAGAGCUACUUUGUCAAUAAUCUUCGGGCACUGUCCGUGGACAUGGCUGUCUUCAGAGACCUCUUGAGAAUGAAGCUCCCCGAGCUGUCUCAGCACCUCGAUGCUCUUCAGAGAACGGCAAACAAAGAGAGCGGAGGUGGCUAUGAGCCUCCGCUCACCAACGUCUUCACGAUGCAGUGGUUUCUCACUCUCUUUGCCACGUGCCUCCCGAACCACACGGUUUUGAAGAUCUGGGACUCAGUCUUCUUUGAAGGCUCGGAGGUCAUCCUGAGGGUGUCGCUGGCUAUCUGGGCAAAGCUGGGAGAGCAGAUAGAGUGUUGUGAAACCGCAGAUGAGUUCUACAGCACCAUGGGACGUCUCACCCAGGAGAUGCUGGAAAAUGACCUCCUGCAGAGCCACGAACUCAUGCAGACUGUUUAUUCUAUGGCUCCGUUCCCUUUCCCACAGCUGGCAGAGCUGAGAGAAAAGUAUACCUACAACAUCACACCAUUCCCAGCCACAGUUAAGCCCAUGUCCGUUUCCGGGCGACAUAAGUCCAGAGAUAGUGACGAGGAGCAUGAGCCGGAUGACGAGGACGCCAUUGCUAGUGCCGUGGGAUGCCUCGGGCCUUUCAGUGGGUUCCUGGCACCUGAGCUGCAAAAGUACCAAAAGCAGAUUAAAGAAGCAAGCGAGGAACAGAGCCUGAGGUCCAACAACAUUGCCGAGCUGAGCCCGGGAGCCAUCAAUUCCUGUCGAAGUGAAUACCACGCGGCCUUCAACAGUAUGAUGAUGGAGCGGAUGACCACAGACAUCAACGCCCUGAAACGGCAGUACUCUCGCAUCAAGAAGAAGCAGCAGCAGCAGCUCCACCAGGUGUACAUAAGGGCAGACAAAGGCCCAGUCACCAGCAUCCUCCCAUCCCAGGUAAACAAUUCUCCAGUGAUAAAUCACCUUCUGCUAGGGAAAAAGAUGAAAAUUACAAACAGAGCCACCAAGAAUGCAGUCAUCCACAUCCCCGGCCAUGCAGGAGGUAAAAUGUCUCCUGUCCCCUACGAAGACCUCAAGACCAAGCUCAACUCUCCAUGGCGGACUCACAUCAGAGUCCACAAAAAGAACAUGCCACGGACCAAGAGCCAUCUGGGCUGUGGGGACACGGUAGGGCUGAUUGAGGAGCAGAAUGAAGGCUGUAGGGCCAGUGGCCUUGGGGCACCUGAGGAGUUUCCCUCGAGCUGUGCAGCCACCGCUCGUGGUGAGGGUAGCAGCUGUGCCGGUGGCACUCCGAGGACAAUCGAAGGGCAGUCGCCGGAGCCAGUAUUUGGGGAUGCUGAUGUUGUCGAUGUGGCUGCAGUGCAGGUGAAAUUAGAAGCCUUGGAACUGAACCAAAGGGAUGCCCCUGCCGAGACUGAGCCCAAGGUGCACCUUCCCUGCCAGCAGCAUGCCCCAGAGUCAGUGGGUGGCCCCGGGGAACACCAGGCUCCCAGUAAUCCUCUCCCUGUCAGCAACUCAAAAGCCCCUAUCUUCAGCCCUUUUCCUAGCGUCAAGCCGCUUCGAAAGUCAGCCACGGCCAGGAAUUUGGGGUUGUACGGCCCCACAGAAAGAACCCCAACCAUGCACUUUCCUCAGAUCAGCAGGAGCUUCAACAAGUCGGCCACUGGGAGCAGCAGCAGCACCAAGAAGCGAUGAGAUGUCGCCUCCCUGUGGCUCAGCGUCUGGACCCGCGUGGUAUGGCGAUGUUAGCAUGCCGGCCACACCCUUCCUGUUCUGUUUGUCCUGUGAGAAUGAAUCGAGAGGCUAGGAGCCGAGCACCGACUGCCCAUCAAAGUGGGAACUGGAAGUGUCAUGGUGGGAACCAGUGUAGGGACCUUUCCUACCCAGCAGGUAGCUGGGAAAGUGGAUUCUUGUGACUGAAUAAACUGCGUGCUUCUCAAGUGUGGAGUUUCCCCAAUUUUCCUUGUGAACUCUUUAGAAAAGACAGUAUGUAGACUGUUAAGCCCUCUUCCGGCCUUCUCAGGGCCUUUUUGGGAUCCCUGAAAACAGCAACACGUCCCCAUGGCCUUCCUGUCCUCUGGGCAUCACCAAUCCUCCAGCAUGAACGAACACACCAGCUUGCUAGAACUGAAACUGUCCAAAUAAGUUUCUUAGUUGCAAAAAAAAAAAAACAAAACUGUCCUGAUGUUUCUCUUUCUGCUCUGUCGGAGAGGGGAGGAAUUUGUGUGUGUGUGUGUGUGAUGAGUGUGUAUGCGUGCAUGUGUGUGUGCACUUUAAUACCUGUCUUCAGAUUGUUUUUUAUCCUUACGCUAAAGCAGAAAAAUCAAGAUAGUCUUUCUUUAACUUUCUAUUUCUACCCGUGAAAAGAAAACCUUCACAUCAGUUGACACUGACGUUAAUAACCAAACUGAGGAGCAUACGCAGAGACACUCAUUGGCUAUGCAUUAAGUAGCUGCUCUAUCCGAACUGCUUGCCAAUUCCAAACUUUCCCGAGACUUCUUUUCUUCUCUCGAGGACUCAGCGAGCUCCCUGUGGAACGUGUGCACCCUCUGGACGCGGUUCCUACACCUCCGAGCCCUCUCUCCACUACAGAUGUGCAAUGCCUUGCCCACAACCAGAACACAGCACCCGUGACUCUGUUACUUGAAUUUUGUGCUUUUGGGUUGGACUACUUUGUUACUUGAAUACUGCCUUUCUCUGGAGCAGGCCCCAGCUCUUUCCCUCAUGUUCUUCUCUCUCACUCACUCCUACCCUGGUCCCAACAGGUCAGAGGUAGCUCCUCUUGUCUCCACUAUGCAGUUGGGAACUCUAUGCCACACACAUGAAGUGGCGCUUCAGUUACUCCAGGUAAAUAAUCCAGUGUGUCUGUCAUAGGACCUCACUAUGUUUCUUCUCGUACGAUAAGCUGGCUUGCUGCUCUUUGUCCGCGUGUGUUGGUGACAGAGCUGAUCCGAGCCAAGACUAGGAAGCCAUUCACUGCACAGCCUCCUGACUCUAAGGCUCUCUCUCCAAGGCGUAGAGGCCUGGGAUGGUGUUUACAGAACGAGCUGCGAAACCUCCUCCUCAUGAAAAUUAUUUCUUUCUCCAAAUGCUUCGUGCACCUCUCCCUUGGCUGAAUGAAGGGUUUUCUGCUCUGUCACCACCGUCAUUAGCAGAAUAGAAAGACACCCUGACCUUCAUCUCUGGAAGGCUUUGGCAGGUUUUUCAGGAAUACUGUUGAAGCCGUCAGUGUUCAUUUGAGCAAGUCGGUUCACUAAUUCUGAAGCCAGAGCUGGUUUUAGAGCGAGCUUUUACAAUGAGAGGUACUCAGUUUUUUUUUUUUUUUUUUUUAAUAAGCCAGUGGAAUUGUGUGGGCUCUUUUGAAUGAAAAGCCUCUACAGGAAUGGCACAUUUCAUGCCCUGUGUGGUAUUUUUGCCCCAAAGGACCCGAGGAUGGAAUGCAAGGCUAAUAAGUUGCUAUACUUUGGGGCUGGAAUUCUAUCUGAAGUUAGCAGGCAACUUCUCAACAGACAGCCAUGCUCUUCCUAGGCCUGGGGUGGGUGGGUGGGGGGCUUACUUUGCACACCAACCCCAGGUGAUGGAGCCACUGUUUCCUAAAGCUAAGCACAGAAAAGGAUUCCUGUUAUCUGCUAAACUUCAGAUAACAACUUUUAGCCUCACUAGCGUCUUUUCUCCUGAUAAUCCCAAUUAAGCUCCCCCACCCAGUCUGUUUGACUUAAAUAGAAAACUGUCCCCUCUUUGCCAGGCUCAGGCUCCCCAAGAGUCUGGGUGUUGGGGAGAGGUGGGUAGUCAGGUGGGGCUCCUCUACCGAGCUCUGUCAGUAUUCUCCUCUCGCCUACGUCUUGAGAAAGGGACCGACAUAGGGCAUGGGCUGAGUGUCGGUUGAAGGGAUAGCUGAGAGGGAAUUUUUUUUCUUUUCAGUUAAAAUGACCAUGUCAAUUUAGAAAACUCAACAGAUUCCUAUUAAGGCUCUCUGUACCAAUACCAUGCAUGCACAGCACCAAGUAGUCACAACAUGAACCGGUCGACUUCUGAGCCUUGCCGUUUAGGACAAGAACUCUGCCACAGCCUCCCCGACACAGCAUGUGCAAAGGCCUGUAUGGACUCACCGUCUUCCCCAUGUACUGGACACUUUGCCAACACCAGAAGAACUUAGCCGCAGGAGUUUAUUUCCACGCCUGCCUGUACCCUCUCAGCACUUUUUGGGGAGUCAACCCUGCACCUCAGUCCUCUCUAAAAACCUCUAGAUCUACACCUAGUUUGUAAUGUCUACCUAUGGCUGUAACUGUUAGGAACGAUGUUCUCCUUUUCUCUCAUCUCGUUCUGAAGAACUGUAAUGACAAAGAUAAAUGCAUAA